Molecule: messenger RNA, 3602 nt
Organism: Peromyscus eremicus (cactus mouse)
Lineage: Eukaryota; Metazoa; Chordata; Mammalia; Rodentia; Cricetidae
Gene: Igf2bp1
Product: insulin like growth factor 2 mRNA binding protein 1
Exons: 13
Coding region: 169-1566 (465 amino acids)
Biological process (GO): regulation of gene expression; nervous system development
Cellular component (GO): cytosol; nucleus; cytoplasm
Molecular function (GO): mRNA 3'-UTR binding
Source: RefSeq, a predicted model, not a curated record
CGGAAAAUUCAGAUCCGAAACAUUCCACCUCAGCUCCGAUGGGAAGUGCUGGACAGCCUGCUGGCCCAGUAUGGAACAGUGGAGAACUGUGAACAAGUGAACACAGAAAGUGAAACAGCCGUGGUCAACGUCACCUACUCUAACCGGGAGCAGACCAGGCAAGCUAUUAUGAAGCUCAAUGGCCACCAGCUGGAGAACCAUGCCCUGAAGGUCUCCUACAUACCUGAUGAGCAGAUAGCCCAGGGUCCCGAGAACGGGCGCCGUGGAGGCUUUGGCUCUCGGGGCCAGCCCCGGCAAGGAUCCCCUGUGGCAUCGGGGGCUCCGGCCAAGCAGCAGCAAGUAGACAUCCCCCUCCGGCUCUUGGUUCCCACGCAGUAUGUAGGCGCUAUCAUCGGCAAGGAGGGUGCCACCAUCCGCAACAUCACAAAACAGACUCAAUCCAAGAUAGACGUGCACAGGAAGGAGAACGCGGGGGCUGCCGAGAAGGCCAUCAGUGUGCACUCCACUCCUGAAGGCUGCUCCUCGGCAUGUAAGAUGAUCUUGGAAAUAAUGCACAAGGAGGCGAAGGACACCAAAACGGCAGAUGAGGUUCCCCUGAAGAUCCUGGCCCAUAAUAACUUUGUGGGGCGACUCAUCGGCAAGGAAGGAAGGAACUUGAAGAAGGUGGAGCAGGACACGGAGACAAAGAUCACCAUCUCCUCGCUCCAGGAUCUCACUCUCUAUAACCCCGAGAGGACCAUCACCGUAAAGGGGGCCAUUGAGAACUGCUGCAGGGCUGAGCAAGAGAUCAUGAAGAAAGUUCGAGAGGCCUACGAGAAUGAUGUGGCCGCCAUGAGUUUACAGUCUCACCUCAUCCCCGGUCUCAACCUGGCCGCUGUAGGUCUAUUCCCAGCUUCGUCCAGUGCGGUCCCACCACCUCCCAGCAGCGUCACUGGGGCUGCCCCCUAUAGCUCCUUCAUGGGUAGAGGGGCUCCUGGGUCUUGCCUCGCCCCACUCCCUGGUCCUUUAGUAAGGAGUCUCUUGUCCUGGCAGCAGGCUCCAGAGCAAGAGAUGGUCCAGGUGUUCAUCCCCGCCCAGGCUGUGGGCGCCAUCAUCGGCAAGAAAGGGCAGCACAUCAAACAGCUGUCGCGGUUUGCCAGCGCCUCCAUCAAGAUUGCUCCACCAGAAACACCUGACUCCAAAGUUCGGAUGGUUAUCAUUACUGGACCCCCAGAGGCUCAGUUCAAGGCUCAGGGAAGAAUCUAUGGCAAACUAAAAGAAGAGAAUUUCUUUGGUCCCAAGGAGGAAGUAAAGCUGGAGACCCACAUACGGGUACCAGCUUCAGCGGCUGGCCGGGUCAUCGGCAAAGGCGGCAAAACGGUGAACGAGCUGCAGAACCUUACGGCCGCCGAGGUGGUAGUGCCAAGAGACCAGACCCCGGACGAGAACGACCAAGUCAUCGUUAAGAUCAUCGGGCAUUUCUAUGCCAGCCAGAUGGCGCAGCGCAAGAUCCGAGACAUCCUGGCUCAGGUGAAGCAGCAGCACCAGAAGGGACAGUGCAACCAGGCCCAGGCACGGAGGAAGUGACCGCCCCUUCCUGUCCCGUUGGCUCCAGAUCAGCAGGCAGACCGCAGAACUGGAGGGCGGAGGGCCAGUGUGCUCUUCCCAGCAGGCCUGAGAAUGAGUGGGAAUCAGAGGCUUUUGGGUCUGGCUGGAGAUCAGGUUUGCCCACUGUCUUGAGAAAAAUGUUCCAGUGAGGAACCCUGAUCUCUUGCCCCCAAUUCAGUCAGGUGGCCACAACGGCCCCCCCUUGGAAUGUCACUGUUGCAAAUGUCGCUUGGGUUGCUUUUAAACGUGGAUUAUUUUGAGGAAGUUCUCCAGCCUCCAUCAGAAAGAUGGGUAAGCUCCCAGGGGGGAAGAGAAAUAAAAUUUCCUUCAGGUUUUAUUAAACCUCAAAGGAUGGUUUGUUUCUUGACCCCAGAAUCUUUCUAACCUGACUCCUUGGUUAACUUGAUGAAAAUUCCUCCUAUUUUCAAUGCCUUGACCCAACACCUUAGCGCCUCCUGUAUUCAUGUACACUGUUUAUCCUUGUUACUGUGGGGUGAUGUUGGGGCUGGAACGCAACUUUGUUUACAAUAUUAACUGUGGAGAAUACUUGUCAUUGGUGCUUUCAUUCUGAUCCUUCCUCAACCAGCCAGUGGGAACAGCAAGAUAGAAAGAAGAAGGAGAGAGAGGAUAAUUAAAAUAUCUACUGAUCCACGUUUAAAAGGAGUCCUUGCGCUGAGGAUAGAGCUCAGUGGUCAGAGUACUUGCCUGGCAUGUUCAAGGCCCUGGGUUCCAUCCUUGGCAUCACAAAAAGAAAAAAAGAUAGCGUACCCUUGUGGGUGAGCUAUUGCAGAUCGCCAUCUAGAAAAAUUGGCACAACAGAAAUUUCUCCUGCUCAGCUGGGACUUCCCCACCAAGAUUUCCCCACUCCUUUUAUGGCCAUCUAACCCUGUGGGUCCUGCAUGGUGCCCUGGUACACAUGGGUGGUACCACAUGCUCAGCAGGGUGAGGGCUGACCACUGUCCCUGAUUCCUAUCAUUCUCAGGCGGAUUUUAUAUUUUUUUAAAGUCUAUUUUAAUGAUUGGAUAUAUGAGCUCUGGGAAAGGGGGUGUGAGCUCCCUUUGAUAAAGUCUCAGUUCCAUGGAGGAGUCGAGUGGUCCAAAGGUGCCCUCACUCCAACCCGUGUGCUCUUAGAAGGGCUGAGGCAGGCAUUGCGGUGUAUUUCCCGCCACGGCACACUGUUUCCUUGUGGUGGUGGGACCUACCACCCAGCCCUGAGCUUCCGAGAAAGCUUAAAGUCCAUCAUCUGGCAAACUUAGUCAACUGGAGAUAUUGUUUCUGUUGUUAUUGUAGAGGGCUAUUUAACUGACUGUUGUGCCUCCAUGAACUGCCAUUGUCGUUAGGAAAGGCAUGCCUGAAAGCAAACUUCAGAAUACCAGCAGCAUUAUGCACAAAGGGUGGACACACUUAAUUUAUUAAUUUACCAGGCUCCAUAAGAUCCUGUUGGAAGUUUAGCCCUCAUGGAGGACAGUGGCCAUCGGUUAAGUGAGGCUAGGCCUCCCCUCCUAAUACUGUACUGAUUGUAAUGCAUUUCAGCCAGGUGAUGCACUUUAGCUCCCCUGGACAGUACUACCAUGCGUGCUGGGAAGAAAGGAAGGCCUCUCUGCAUGUGGAAAGGCCCAUGCACAGAGCUCCCUCUUCCUGGCAUUGCAAGGACACAGUGACGAGCAACCAUGAUGUGUGGGCGGAGUCAGGCAGUGCUGUGCUAAGUGAACUACCUCAAGGUGUGAAGUUACCUCAGCAAUGAUUUCCUUUUGUUCCCUGAACCCUGGUUUUUCAUUUUUUUAUUUUCUUUUUUUUUUUUCUGAUUUUUUUUUCUUUGCGGCUUGCUGAUAUUUUAUAUAAAAAAGAAAAGCAAAAGAGAAGCUGAUAGUCUUGAAUAUUUUAUUUUUUUAAUGAAAAGAAAAAAUGAGAAAGUUAUGUUUCAUAAUUUCUUACAACAUGAGCCAGUAACUUUAGGAGCUCUGUGGAGAACAGGCCCUGUGGGGAAAGGUGGGGGCUGGGGGCUGGAUCCAGGG